Molecule: messenger RNA, 567 nt
Organism: Venustampulla echinocandica
Lineage: Eukaryota; Fungi; Ascomycota; Leotiomycetes; Helotiales; Pleuroascaceae
Exons: 2
Coding region: 1-567 (188 amino acids)
Source: RefSeq, a predicted model, not a curated record
AUGAAUCCCGCCGCGUGGUCUGCCCUCACAAGACGCACCGAACCAGACGUUUAUAUUCCUCAUCCAGCUCCAAACGCUGAAGUAAAGGACGAAGAAGACGUGUCUAAAAUGGGGUCUUUCUUCUCGCUACUAAAGACCUUGAUUGUUCCUGCGAUCAUCUCUCUCAUCCUUUAUCUCGUAAUAUCCUAUGUCAUUGUCCCGACAUGGAAAAGAUAUCGCAAUAGAUAUAGCAACUACCUGCCACUAGACACGAUAUCAACUCGAACUACGUCGUUGCGUCAACGAGUGCAAGGAGCGGCUGUCCGCUUACUGGUUCCAUCCGCGUGGGCAGCCCGAUGGGGAGAUAAUCGCUAUACGGCCAGCGCACAAGAUGGCUCAGGAAGCGACUUCGACGAUGAUGAGGGGGAAGAACUAUACGAUGUGGACGACAACCGCAGAGAGGCGUUGUCUCUGGAUGCACGGCGAGGGGGGUAUACCGAAGGGAGGCGGUUAAGCAGGGACUUAGAGGAAGGCUUCAAGGACGAUAGCGAUGACGAGGAUGGAAUAUCGGAUGACGAGCAGCACUGA